Jaculus jaculus (lesser Egyptian jerboa) is the source of this 989-nucleotide messenger RNA. RefSeq names its product megakaryocyte and platelet inhibitory receptor G6b (gene Mpig6b). NCBI's taxonomy places the organism in Eukaryota, Metazoa, Chordata, Mammalia, Rodentia, Dipodidae. Gene Ontology annotation, biological process: blood coagulation; integrin-mediated signaling pathway; platelet formation. Gene Ontology annotation, cellular component: plasma membrane. The record is from RefSeq and is a predicted model, not a curated record. Bases 13 to 729 code for a protein of 238 amino acids. The transcript is spliced from 4 exons.
UACAUCCCAGCCAUGGCCCUGGUUCUGCAGCUGCUGUCGCUGCUACUCUCAAGGACCCGCGGGGACCCGGGGGCUUCUCUGGACGGCCGUCCAGGAGACCGGCUGAAUCUCUCCUGCAUAGGGGUCGCCUACCCCAUCCGCUGGGCUUGGGCGCCCAGUUUCCCCGCCUGCCAAGGCCUCCCUAAAGGACGCCGCCCCAUCCUGUGGGCGUCGUCGAGCGGGACCCCAGCUGUGCCGCCCCUCCAGCGCUUCUCCGGCCGCCUGCGCUCCCUGGAGCCCGGCAUCCAGCGGCUGGAGCUGCUCCUGAGCGCGGGGGACUCAGGCACCUUCUUCUGCAAGGGGCGUCACGAGAGCGAGAGCCGCACGGUGCUUCGCGUGCUGGGGGACAGGGAAGCCUGCAGGGUCCCGGCUUCUACCCACGGGUCGGGGUAUCCCCAGGUCCUGUUCUCGCUGAUGGGCGUUGGGCUGAUGCUGGGACUGGGAGUCUUGGGCGUGGUCUACUGGCGGCGCAGAGCCUGCUCUAUGCGGAUCUGGACCACGCGGCCCUCGGAAGGCGCAGGCGGCCAUCUGCAGUGGCCCCUGCUGAUGCCCCUACUAUCUAUGCGGUUGUGGUUUGAAGGAAAGCUCUUGCUCCAAACCUUCCAAAUUGGGAGCUCCUGGCUCUCCAUAACUCCCAUCCCCUUCUUGGCUCCCUCACCUGGAAGAGGAAGAAACUGUGGGAUAGAAUGAGCGCUAGUUAGGAAGUCUUGAGUACUGGGUCCCAAACUGACUCUGCCACUCCAUAGUUACUCCCAUCUUUCCUCUAAGUCACAUGUCUCUUUCACCCACAAUGCCUUAAACCUAAUCAAACCCUCUCUUCCCAUUUUAGGCCACCAACCCCCAGAUAAUUAUUAUUCUUUUCUUUAAUUUUCUUUUUCAUUUUUGUUUUUUGAGGUAGCUCUAGCCCAGGUUGACCUGGAUUGCAUUAUGUAGUUUCAGUUUGUCGUCAC